AUGACGAAACGAGCGGCGCUGCAGAAAAAAGCGACGGCGGGGCAACUUUUUUUUCAAGACCCACUCAGCUCCACACUCUGCAUAAACCACGUGUUUAACACUAGGGCAGCAUUUUGGGUGUUUUGUGUGCCUGAAUACACGCCACUCUGGCCGCCAGCUGCCCUGUGUCAAGCCGUCAUGCGGGACGAGCACAUACCGCUGGCCAAGCGCACAGCCCCAGAUAUCGCUUUGGCAAUGUCAUACUUGAAUGCACAUGAGCUCUCAUCUCCCUCUGAAAGAUACGUGUACAUCCUAUGGAUCUUGGUGGCUGUGCUGGCUGUGUUGCUUGGCUUGGAAUACAUCCUGUGCCUGACACAACGCACGAUUCUUGGCGUAAUUUGGUCUAAGUGGGCCACAAUGCAAUAUAACCCUCGACACGUUCACAGACUGGCCUUUGUGAAUCUUCAAUUAAGACGCGUUGUCUUUGUUCUUUUGUUGCUCCUGCCUCUGCUUUUGUUGACUUUUAUCGGUCCCGACUACGUGGAUCCAUCCGUGGCCCUUUUCGAUAUGAACUAUCGCGCACCUACUUCCCCGAGUCAGGUACCUACUUUAAAACGGCGCGACAUCCAAUGGGGACUCGGUCAGUAUCCCCGCAUCAUGACGAAAAAGCCCACGUACACAUUACCGUAUCACACAUUCUGGACCAUGGGGAGCCGCUUCGGCGACUUUUGCAACGCACUCACACCACUGAUCAUAUUAUUUGCACUGAAGCAGGCGCCUUGUGCACUAUUUGCCCUGCCUGUGUUUGGGCACAUGGCGUCCAACGCCUUGCAAUAUCUGCACAAGUGGGGCGGAUACCUCUUGUGGAUAUACGCUGUUGUACAUACGCUGCUGUGGAUCGUUCAAGUUGCUUAUGAUGCGCGCGUUCAGCCAGACUUGUGGACACACCUGUUGGGCCUACCGCGUUUCCGCUGGGCCAUUGUCGCUUUCAUCUUUCUCACCCUUCUCGUUGUAUUAUCUUUCCCACCGAUCCGCCGUCACUAUUACGAAUUUUUUUAUGUCACUCAUGUCAUAUGCGUUAUUGGUUUUAUGAUUGCUACGUGGGCUCAUCAUCCACAGCUCGGUGGCUGGAUGCUCGCGGGGUUUCUUGUUUGGGGUUUGGAACGCGUAUGGCGCGCGUUUAGAACGCUGCAUUUCAACUACAGUGAGCGGCCCGCCGACCUCAAACGUAGUAUGCACUUGCAUGAGCAAUCAAUCAAGGAGCCUACGACUAAAGGCGUGCUCGUUACACCCAAAGGCGAGGUGCCUGAAGACACUGAAUCUAUCGUGUCACUGUACAUGGCCUCUACGACAUCACUUACCUCCAAAUCUAUCGAGACAUUCAGGUCCCCUAUACCCAGUGACCUCCAGGAGGAGCUGUACCCAGGAUUUGCAUUUAUUCAGCCUCUGGCAGGCCAGAUGCUCCGUAUUGUCUUGCGUACAUCCAAACCCAUGUCAUGGAGCCCGGGACAGUGGGUGUAUGUCGGCUUCCCGGCGCUUAGCUGGAUUCAAACACAUCCAUUCACGAUCGCAUGUUCUUACGUCGACGAGUUUGAGCAAUUGUACGAAUCGCACGACUCUGCGUCGCAGGCUCGACGCGAUGCACACCUUCUCGUCCUAUUGGUCCGCGCACGCAACGGUUUGACGCGUCGGCUGUGGGACCAUGUGACCAAGCGGUGCGAGAUGCACGCCCCAGAAUCAGCGACUUCGACGGACACCGUAUUCCCACCUAUUCAAGGGACGUCUUUUCGAACGCAAGUCCAAGGCAUCUAUAUGCGCACAAUUGUGGAUGGUCCCUUUGGAGGCUCUGCCCGUAUUGAUUGGAGUGCCUAUGCAACAUGCGUCGUUGUAUGUGGCGGCUGUGGCGUAACGCUGGGCCUAUCCGUACUCGAGUACUUGUGUGCUAAGGUGGCCCUCGCUCAGAUGGGAUGCAACGUACAAGGUAGUUGGGGCCGUCCGUUCCGCAUGCACCGCAUUCGAUUCGUAUGGAUCAUGCGAGAUUAUGCUCACCUCCAAUGGGCAGCGAGUGCUUUGCGCCGGUGUCUCGAAAUAUUGCCUCCUGAACACCUGACCAUCGAGAUGUAUGCAACCCGCGUACAUUAUGCAAUGUCACAACCACAUCAUGAUGCGUCGAAAUACGAAGAGCAGGAAGACAUGUAUCGCCCGCCGCUACCACAAAAAUUGCUCCAUGAUAUGGGUUUGCGAGCAGCGGAUCUGACGCAGUUCGAAGACGGCGAAGAAAAGCCCCCUAAUGCGAUGGAACAGUCCAUGAGUGAGCAUAUCCGUGUUCAGGGCAAAUGUCGUCGUGCUCGCACACGGUUGAACCGCGCGAGAUCCGCCACUCAUGACCGACACGCGCCGACUCCCCUCCCUGUACAGCAUGCCAAUCGACAAGCGGAUAAUGAACUGGAGUUUAUACAGAACGGACGCAUGCCUCCGUCUGCCUUGCAUGUCGACACGUGUGACCAUUACAGCGAUACGUCACUCAAUGCAUAUCCACUCAAACCGAUUCCGCCACCAUUCAUGAACGCCUCGUCCCACGACAUCAAGACACCUAGAAGCAUGUCACCACCGCCGGUGAGUGCCAACCUCGAUCCCCUUGAGCAACAGGACUUUUCUGUUUUGUCCGAGCUCACACGCCCUGGAUACCCUGAUUUGUCUGGCAUUCUUCAUGAAGAAGUCCGCCAAUCUCAAGGCCGUACUUUGACAGUGGGGUGUGGUCCAUCAGGUCUCAUGGCGCUUUUACGCACAGCCGUGUCUGAUCACACGUCCAUACGCAAAGUGUGGCAAGGCGACGCGUCCGGUCAUGUAAGCUUGUUUACUGAGUCAUACGAGAUUUAA
Molecule: messenger RNA, 2859 nt
Organism: Malassezia restricta
Lineage: Eukaryota; Fungi; Basidiomycota; Malasseziomycetes; Malasseziales; Malasseziaceae
Product: putative ferric reductase with similarity to Fre2p
Exons: 1
Coding region: 1-2859 (952 amino acids)
Biological process (GO): iron ion transport; intracellular iron ion homeostasis; copper ion import
Cellular component (GO): plasma membrane
Molecular function (GO): ferric-chelate reductase activity
Source: RefSeq, a predicted model, not a curated record